Monoraphidium neglectum is the source of this 1158-nucleotide messenger RNA. RefSeq names its product 50S ribosomal protein L3-2. Gene Ontology annotation, cellular component: ribosome; mitochondrial large ribosomal subunit. Gene Ontology annotation, biological process: translation. Lineage: Eukaryota; Viridiplantae; Chlorophyta; Chlorophyceae; Sphaeropleales; Selenastraceae. The coding region runs from base 1 to 1158 and encodes 385 amino acids. Gene Ontology annotation, molecular function: structural constituent of ribosome. The record is from RefSeq and is a predicted model, not a curated record. The transcript is spliced from 3 exons.
AUGGCACCCACCGCAACCGCCGGCAGCAGCGCCAGCGCGCUGUGGCCCGCGCAGCAGCAGCAGUUGCAGCAACAGUCGCUUCUUGUGCAUGGCGCCGCCCGCCAGCGGCUGCUCGGCAACAUGACGCAGCAGCAGCAGCAGCAACAGCAGUGGGGGCAGCGAGCCCCCCACACCUCCUAUCAGCAGCAGCAGCAGUGGCGCGCCUACCGCGGCGCCGCCAAGCGCGUCCGCCACUCCCUCCCCGACGAGCUCUCUGCCGCGCUGGCCGUCGCCAAAGCCGCGCGCCCGCCGCGCGCGGAGCCGCCGCAGCUCGCGCCGCGCGAGCUGCAGUUCUCGUCGCGCCGCGCCGGCGCGAUCGCGAUCAAGGCGGGCAUGACCCAGGAGUGGGACGAGUACGGCGCGCGCGUGCCGCUGACGGUUCUCUGGAUCGACGACUGCAAAGUCAUGCGGCACAAGACGGCGGACGCGGACGGCGUGACGUCGCUGGUGCUGGCGUGCGGCGCGAAGAAGGAGAAGCAGCUGCACCCGCGGCAGAUGGCUGAGUUCAAGGCAGCCGGCAUUCCCCUCGCGCGCAAGCUCUGGGAGUGCCCCGUCUCUGAAGACGCCGUCCUGCCCGCCGGCACGCCCAUAACGGCCGCCCACUUUGCCGCGGGCCAGUACCUGGACGUCACAGGGACCACCAAGGGCAAGGGCUUUGCCGGCGUGAUGAAGCGCUGGGGCUUCAAGGGGCAGGGCGCGAGCCACGGCAACACCAAAAGCCACAGGCGGCCGGGCGCGAUCGGCGGCGGGCGCGCAGACCCCGGCAAGGUGUGGAAGGGCAAGAAGAUGCCGGGGCACAUGGGCGCGGAGACCAAGGUGGUGCGCAACGUUUGGCUCUACAAGGUGGACCCCCAGCGCAACCUGCUGUACGUUCGCGGCCAGGUGCCCGGCCCCGCGGGCGGCUUCCUAUUCAUCCGCGACGCGUUCCGCUGGCACUGGGCGCAGCGCGCCGCCGCGGGGCUGCCAUUCCCGACGGCGCUGCCUGUCCCCGGCGGCGAGGGCGCCAUGGGCGGAGCAUCGGGCGUGGUCGUGGCCAAGCGGGACGGCCCCGACCCGUACGAGAGGUUCCGCUCUGACGUGGGGGAGUACGCGGAGGGCGCCGACUGGAAGACCGAGUGA